AUGAGAAGAAAGAUAAGAGAGAAGAUACGAACAGACAAAAAAGGUGAAAAAGACGCAGAUGACAAAGACGACGAGAAAGACGGAAAAGACAAGGAAGAAGAAGAAGAAGAAGAAGAAGGAAUAGCGUUUAUCUCAACCCAAUACUACGUAUUCUACAUUCACCCAGCGAAUCAUUUACUCUGUCCAUUGUCAUUUCUAUCUCACGAACCCCCGUACAGCGUCAGCCGUGACGAGCGAGCGGCGGGCGAACGGCGCAUGCGCAGUGGCAUCUGCGCCGGCGGAAGGGAGGAAGCGAGGGCGUCUCCGCCGGUCCCGGACAGCACGCGAGGGCCGCGGCGCGCGACAGUGUGUGGAAGACGGCGGGUGCGGCUGGAACCGACACGAACGGGAGGGGCUGAUUCGGAGCCACGGGUACGUUACAUGCCUGCUGAUGUCGAUGUGAUGGCGUUGCCAGCUGAUAUCGACUUAUCAGAACGGUUGCAAAAUGAAUUAUGUGCAUAUUUUAUGACCACGAGUGACACAAGGCAUGUGUGUGAUUCGCAGAGCAAGAUGCUGAAGGGCGGAAGUGACACCCGCAUGCUGUGGGCGUCCUUCCCUGAGCCGCUUGACUUUCGGGUGUACCUGUUCAACGUCACCAACCCAGACGCUGUUCACGCAGGUGCCAAGCCCAUCAUGCAGGAAGUGGGGCCGUACUUCUACGGAGAGUACAAGACAAAAGAGAAUCUGGCUGACAACAUGGCGAACGAUACCGUGUCCUACAACCAGCGAGUGCGUUGGGUGUUCAACAGAGAGAAGUCGGGCGGACUCACCGGGGAUGAAAUGAUCACAAUGCCGCACCCGCUCAUUGGCCUGGUGGGCGCCCUGGAACGCACCAAGCCGGGCAUGCUGGGCAUGAUCGGGAAGGCGCUGCCGGUCAUCCACCGCCAGCCCGCGCACGCCUUCAUGACGGCGACGGCCCACCAGAUCCUCUUCGGCGGCGUCCCUGUCAGCUGCGACGUGAGCGACUUCAGCGCCAAGGCCGUGUGCGGCGCCCUCAAGAAGGACGGCAAGGACUUCCACUGGGUCAGCGACAAGGAGUUUACAUUCUCCUUCUUCGGACACAAGAACAACACGCUGGACCCUCACCGCCUGGAGGUGAAGCGCGGCAUCCAGAACAUCGCCGACCUCGGACGGGUCGUCUCGUGGAAGGGCGAGCCCAAGAUGGCGGUGUCGAUCGCGGCGACGUACGACCGGGACAUCGUGCACGAGGGCAUCCCCGGGAGGCGCUACACAGCGGACUUCGGCGACCAGAGCUCGGUGCCCGACGAGAAGUGCUUCUGCGCGGCCGAGGACCAGGUGUACAACCUGCCUUGCCCUCAGGGUCAAAUACUGGCCUCACGGCAGUUGAAGAGGUUAACUGAACCUUCUUGUCCUACGGGUCAAAUUGACCUCACGCCAGUAAAGAUCACCGGGACACCGCUGGAGGCGCGCAAGCGCUUGCAGUUCAGCCUGCCGAUCCACCCGGUGGAGAAGGUGGCGCUGCUGGCCAACGUGCCCACCGCCCUCGUGCCGCUCUUCUGGGUGGAGGAGGGCCUGGCGCUGCCCCAAAUGUACGUGGACCAACUGAAGUCCUCUCUUUUCCGCGCCAUGAAGAUCAUGGGCAUCCUCAAGUGGGUGAUGAUGGCGGCCGGAGUGGGCAUGGGAGGCGUCGGGGGCUUCCUGCUGUACAAAAAGAAACAGGAGCUCGCCCUCAACUCCAUCAGCAUCAACUCCAACCCGUCCAAG
This is a messenger RNA of Gryllus bimaculatus (two-spotted cricket), 1764 nucleotides long. Lineage: Eukaryota; Metazoa; Arthropoda; Insecta; Orthoptera; Gryllidae. The record is from the annotation of a GenBank genome assembly.